UGUUAAGCCGUACAUCACUACUACGACAGUUAACAUGCAUUCUGUUUUUCUGAUUUCCAUUAUUUCAAGUCUACUAUUCGAACUCAACCACAGUCAGAUGCUGACAAAGAAAGCUGACGAAACCACAAGCGAAACAGCAGCGAAACCGAUCCUCACGGAUGAGUUCACGGAAGGCAAAAGCGCAAGCGUAAUGCCAACCACAAUGGGGACUACGCAAAUUGCGAGCAAUUCAACUAUCACUGAUCAACUCAUAGUGGAGAGCAAUAUGACCAUAAGACCAACCACUCACGGGACGUCGGAAACUACGGGUUCGUCAGCUCACUCUGAUCAUUACACAAAACCGACUAAGAAGACCACAAGACAAGCCACUCACGAGUCUUCACAAUAUACCUGUUCCUCAGGAAAACUCUAUGUCAGCGCGAUUGGAUUGAGCCUGAUGAUCUUGCAUUCAGCAACUUCGAUGUUUAAAUGGCUAUUCAAUGAAUAG
Molecule: messenger RNA, 487 nt
Organism: Dicrocoelium dendriticum
Lineage: Eukaryota; Metazoa; Platyhelminthes; Trematoda; Plagiorchiida; Dicrocoeliidae
Source: the annotation of a GenBank genome assembly